Messenger RNA from Parnassius apollo (apollo), 633 nucleotides. The record is from the annotation of a GenBank genome assembly. NCBI's taxonomy places the organism in Eukaryota, Metazoa, Arthropoda, Insecta, Lepidoptera, Papilionidae.
AUGGCUCGACUUGUUGUGGUAUCACUGGCACUUGGCUUAUUUGUCUGCAUCCACGCAGCUCCAGGUUAUGGCGGUGGAAGUAGCAUAAGCGGCGGCUUCGGCGGCGGUGGCGGCGGCGGCGGCGGCGGUGGAUUCGGGGGAGGCGGUGGCCAUGGGGCUGGUUUAGGCGGCGGCGGUGGAUUCGGAGGAGGCGGCGGCCAUGGAGGUGGUUUAAGUGGUGGCCACGGCGGGAGUAGUGGAAUUGGCGGAAGCAUAGGAGGCGGUCUAGGAGGUGGUAAUGGAGGCGGUCUAGGAGGUGGUAAUGGAGGCGGUCUAGGAGGUGGCCAUGGAGGCAGUCUAGGAGGUGGCCAUGGAGGCGGACUAGGUGGCGGCCUUGGAGGCGGUCACGGCGGUGGCCACGGAGGCGGUCUAGGCGGUGGAAGCGGAGGCGGUCUAGGCGGUGGAAUCGGAGGCGGACUAGGCGGUGGAAACGGAGGUGGCCAUGGAGGUGGAUUAGGUGGCAAUGGCGGCGGUCAUAGCGGAUCUGGUCACGGUGGACACGGAAGCGGCGGCUUUGGAAGUGCAAACGCUCAGGCCAGUGCAAGCGCUAACUCUGGCGGAGGCUAUGGCCACAAAGGAGGUUACGGACGUUAA